AUGGAGACGGACGUCAUAGUGUCGGCCGCCAUCAUCGCGCAACAGCUGCCCUUCGAUCCAAACGGCGUCUACUUCGUUCUCUCAGAUGAAACCGUCAAGGAGUCGUCGUACGAGGGAGCCGGGUUCUGCAUAAACUACUGCGGGUGGCACACGUACACUGACGUGGAGGGCAUGGGCCGCGUGGCCAAAGCCUGGUUGGGCAACGCUAUUUCCCAGUGCCCUGAUGGCUGCAUCAACUACGUCAUUUAUAACUCUCCCUCCUCGCCCAACCGGGACAAAGGCAUGGACGGGCUCCUCUCCGGUUUUGCACACGAGUUAGCAGAGGCGACUAGUAGUCCAAACCUGCAGACGUGGAUGGACGACGAUGGGAACGAGAACGCUGAUAAAUGCGGAUCGGGGUGA
Messenger RNA from Closterium sp. Naga37s-1, 402 nucleotides. The record is from the annotation of a GenBank genome assembly. NCBI's taxonomy places the organism in Eukaryota, Viridiplantae, Streptophyta, Zygnematophyceae, Desmidiales, Closteriaceae.